This is a messenger RNA of Manihot esculenta (cassava), 1529 nucleotides long. Its product is annotated as staphylococcal-like nuclease CAN2. Bases 227 to 1234 code for a protein of 335 amino acids. Gene Ontology annotation, molecular function: nucleic acid binding; nuclease activity. The record is from RefSeq and is a predicted model, not a curated record. The transcript has 9 exons. Gene Ontology annotation, cellular component: cytoplasm. Lineage: Eukaryota; Viridiplantae; Streptophyta; Magnoliopsida; Malpighiales; Euphorbiaceae.
AACUGUUAAUGACUCAUCACCAAAUUACAAUUUGCCACGUUUCUUCCUUCUUGUUCGUUAUUUCCUUCCCUUAACGUUGCUUACCAGAAAAGCCAACUAACAUCUCCUUCAUUUUCCUCCCCUUUCUCUUCCGAAACCCAAACAGAAAAGCUCUUCCUUUGCUUGUUUUCAGCUCGUCAAUUUCUUAUCUAACUUAUCUAAUUAUACUCUUUGACAAAACCCCAAAAUGGGAAAUGCCCUGAGGUUCCUCUAUCAACAUUGUCACGAGCCUACUAUAACAGGGGACUCUGAAUCGUUGGGACCCCACGGCGUGUCUGCGUCCACCGUCGGCGUACCAGCUCUUGCCCAAGAUUUGUUUCAAUUUGAGACCACCUCUCAGGUCCCUGAAGGACUCGGUGAACAUGUUGUCUCUUCCAAGAAGGCUCAAGCUAAUUGGUAUAGAAAGCUAUUAGAGGCAUGGAGGGAAGCAAAACCUCCACCAAAAACACCAGAAGAAGCUGCCAGGCUUGUUAUUCAGACAUUGAAAAGGCAUCAAAAGGCAGAUGUUGAGGGCUUGUUGUCUUUCUAUGGUCUCCCACUUCCUCAUACUCUUGUUGCACAUUCUACUGGUGUCCCAACAACAUUGCCUGAUGGGGUGAAGUUUGAGUUGCAGACUUUACCGGUGGAUGCAAAAGCUGUGUCUGAUGGAGACACAAUUUCUGUCUAUGUUAACACUGCUGAUCCAAGGGAGUCAUCCUGUGUUCCAGGGGAUGUUCAAACGGCAGCUGUUCAAAGGUCGAAAGCAAGAUCUGAAGGGAACUAUGAGAGAGCAGAUGCACUCCACAAGAAAAUUACAGACUCCGGAUAUCGGGUAAUUAAUGUUGAAAACGAGGAGAUCCUUGCUCGAAAAUAUCGGAUUCGACUAAGUGGAAUAGAUGCACCGGAGAGUUCAAUGCCAUAUGGAAAAGAGGCAAAAGCAGAGCUAGUUAAGCUUGUUCAGGGCAAGUCUCUCAGAAUCUUUGUCUACAACGAAGAUAGGUAUGGCCGCUCUGUUGGGGAUGUGUAUUGCAAUGGUAUCUUUGUACAGGAAGUCAUGCUAAAGAAAGGGUUUGCAUGGCAUUAUACUGCUUAUGACAAACGCCUCGAACUGGCAUCGUGGGAGAAAGCGGCUCGAGCAAAACGAGUAGGCUUGUGGGCUCAAUCGAAUCCUGAGAAGCCAUGGGAAUGGAGGAAGGACAAAAGGGAAGGCAGAUGAACUUUUCCUAAUUGACCAUGCAGGCAAAUGUGUGAUGCAUUUGCAAUACCACUAUACCAGGACAGUGAUGACCUGCAAGUUGUACUCAAGGCAGAAAACUGCUAGAACGUAGAAGACAAGGCACGCAUCUUAGAAGCUUUACCUGCAAAUAGCUAGCCAAUAUUAUUUAUUCAUGUUGUAAUUGAUUGAGUCCUCUGUAAAAGAUUUGAACUCCUCAUUGAUAUAUUUGCUAGAAUGAAUGUAUUAGGAUUACUGAGAGUUAAUUAUUUCAAAAAUUGGUUUCGUUAUGAUCUUU